Messenger RNA from Dothidotthia symphoricarpi CBS 119687, 1157 nucleotides. Its product is annotated as electron transfer flavo protein, beta subunit. The record is from RefSeq and is a predicted model, not a curated record. The transcript has 2 exons. Gene Ontology annotation, cellular component: cytosol. Lineage: Eukaryota; Fungi; Ascomycota; Dothideomycetes; Pleosporales; Dothidotthiaceae. The coding region runs from base 142 to 909 and encodes 255 amino acids. Gene Ontology annotation, molecular function: electron transfer activity.
GGUCGAGCGCCGAUACUAUCCCUCUUCCCCGCCCUCUCGCCGUCGCAUUCUGCCUAACAACCACGCACUCGCCUUGAACCUCGAACUCGUUCCACGCAGGAUCAGAAUUAGGACUGUGGGAGGAAAUCACAGCACGCGAAGAUGUCGGGAUUAAGGAUCUUGGUCCCUAUCAAGCGGGUCAUUGACUAUGCGGUAAAACCGCGCGUAAACCGCGCCCAAACAGCCGUAGAAACCGCCUCCGUAAAACACUCCAUGAACCCCUUCGACGAGCUCUCCAUCGAAGAAGCCGUCCGGCUACGCGAGCGAAAAACCACCCCCGUCGACGAGAUCCUCGCCUUCUCCGCCGGCCCCCCAAAAGCGCAGGACAUCCUCCGCACCGCAAUGGCCAUGGGCGCCGACCGCGCCAUCCACGUCGUGGUCGAAGAAACCGCCGCGCUGGAACCCCUCGGCGUAGCGAAAUUGCUCAAGAAAGUUGUCGAGGAACAGAAUGCGAAUCUUGUGAUCUUGGGGAAACAGGCGAUUGAUGAUGAUGCGGGGCAGACGGGCCAGAUGCUCGCGGGGCUGCUGGACUGGGCGCAGGCGACGCAGGCGUCGAGGGUUAGUGUCAAUGAUGGGGCGGUGGAGGUGGUGCAGGAGGUGGAUGGUGGGGUGCAGACUGUGAGGGCGAAACUGCCCAUGGUGGUUACGACGGAUUUGAGACUCAAUGAGCCAAGGUAUGCGAGUUUGCCGAAUAUCAUGAAGGCCAAGAAGAAGAAGCUGGAGAAGAAGACGUUGGCGGAUUAUGGGCUGGAUACGGAGCUGAGGCUUAAAACGGUCAAGGUUACGGAGCCGCCGGCGAGGAAGGGCGGUGUCAAGGUUGAGGAUGUGGAUGGCAUGAUUGGGAAGCUGAAGGAGUUGGGUGCGUUGUAGAUGAGUAUGCGAUGCGUGGGUAGGAAUAAAAUAAUCGCCACCGCUCAAAACGAGGAGUGUCACUGAAUCGCUUGAUUCCCACGACGGUCUAGGUACCAAGCUUAUUUACCCUGCAACCUCUUCAUCCUCUCCUCCGCCGCUCGCGCCCUCCUCUCCCUCUCAAUCCUCGCCCUCGCCUCGGGCGUCAACCCCCUAGCCUCCUCCUCCCUCAGCUCCGCCCCCGUCUUAACAGGCAGCGCCCCCAGUGC